Messenger RNA from Ustilago hordei, 4599 nucleotides. RefSeq lists its product as uncharacterized. Gene Ontology annotation, cellular component: spindle; spindle pole body; microtubule associated complex. The transcript has a single exon. The record is from RefSeq and is a predicted model, not a curated record. Gene Ontology annotation, biological process: nuclear migration involved in conjugation with cellular fusion; establishment of mitotic spindle orientation. NCBI's taxonomy places the organism in Eukaryota, Fungi, Basidiomycota, Ustilaginomycetes, Ustilaginales, Ustilaginaceae. The coding region runs from base 1 to 4599 and encodes 1532 amino acids.
AUGGCUACACCAAGGACACCCUCCGCUGCAUCGCAGCCGUUGCAUCUGCAUUCACGUGUCAAGGUCUCCAACCUCGGUCAUGGUGAAGUGCUCUUUGUUGGUCAGACUUCUUUCGCCGCGGGCGUAUGGGUCGGAAUUGAGCUCGACAAUCCCAACGGCAAAAACAAUGGGUCAGUGCAGGGCAAACGAUACUUUGAGUGCGAAGAUGGUCACGGAGUCUUUGUUCGCUCCAGUCAGGUCCAUCUUCUGUCACCGGAAGAGGAGAUGCACAGUUUCGAUGACGAGCCUCCAGCACGACAAGCGCCUGCCGCUACAUCUACACCGUCGGCCUCGGCAGCAGCACGACUCAGCCCACGCAAAAGUGUGGCAGCUACACCAGCCAGAGCACCAGUCCCACGUACCAGUCUAGCCCCCUCUGCCCGGCCAUCUACAGUUCGACGCACCAGCACAGCCAGCGUCGCCAGUGCUACUUCCUCAGCAUCAGUAUCACGACCGCCAACAGCAGCAAGUAUAUCUGCACCUACUGCCUCUCCAGUCAAGCCAGCGACAGGAGUCCGCUCUCCGGUCAAACCGUCUGUCACAGGCCGAACAUCCGUCUCCUCUGCCUCUGCACGUUCAGCCGCAGCCAGCUCCCUCGCGAGUCGCACGGGUUCGCCAAGCACACCAGCAGCGACGACACGAACUGUCAGACCUGGCGUCACUCCAAGCACUAGGACGCCGGCAGUCGGGUCCAGCGCAGCACGUACAGCCCCUCGGCCCCUGGCUGCUACCUCUUCAUCGGCGAAACCACAGACACCAUCAGCUGCGAGAGCAGGUCUCCGGCCGGUCCCCGCCAGCCGCCCUUCUAUGCUGGCAGGCGGCGCUCGAACAGCUACGUCGAGUCCAAGUGUUGCCUCAGCGUCUCGUGCCGCAGCAGCCUCUGCUCCUAUCUCACGCACAGGUAGCGCGACUGGCCCUGCUUCUCGAUCUGGCAGCUCGCUUGCACCAUCACGCCUGGGACCGAGGAGCUCAGCGGAAAGCGCUAUCAGCUCGGGACGUACAAGCGCCUCACAGCGACUCAUGGAUCUUGAGGACGACAACAGUGCCUACGACUACAACGAGGAAGAGGAUGACGAGGACCUUCUUGCGACUGAUUCGCCGUCUGCCGCUCACCUCACCCCCGGCUCCCGUCGUGCGCAUGAAGAUGUUGGUGAUACAGAUGAAGCUGAUCUGACGAUAUCUCCCGAUGGUCCCGACACAGGCGACGACACGGUUGCAGACUCCACACUACGAUCCACCAAGCUGCUCAACAAGUCGACACGCGACUUCAUGAGCUUAGUAGAACCAUCAUCUUCCACCGCAGCCGUUCGGUCUUCAGCAGAAUUCGGCGCUCUUCAGAAGCAAGUCGAAGAACUGCGUGCCAAAGUGCGCGUACUCGAAAAGAAGCGCGAUGACGAGCGAAACCGCAUCGCGGAGCUUGAGAAGCUCAAGGAGGAGGCCGAAAUGUCAAUUGCUGCUGCACCCAAGCUUACAGCCAAAGUACAAGAUUUGCAAGCGGAGCUCAAGGAUCAGAAGAAACUCGAAAAGGAUUGGGCCAUGCAGAAAGAUGACUUUGAGCGCCAGCUUUCGCGGCUCAACGAUGAGCUGGAGUCACUGACGCUCGAUCGUGAGAUGGCAGAGGAGAAGGCUGAGACAGCUGCAUUGGAAGCUGAGGAACAUCUUCUGUCGCUCGAAGCUGCUAAUGCGAAAAUUCAAGCGCUGGAGAAGCAUCUGAAUCCGCAUCUUCUGCGAAAGCGCGCUGCCAAGGUGGAUGAAGAUGGAGCAGAUGACGGCGAGCGUGACGAAGAAGCAGAGGAAGGAGACGAUGAUGCGGACGCCGAGUACUCUGCCGCUUCGGAUCUGUUGCAACGCGAGAAUGACCAGCUGCGCCGCGUUCUGCGUGACUUGCGAGACCGUUCCAACGAAAUUGAAGGCGAGCAAAGACGCAAGAUCAUCGAACUCGAACGCGAGAAUGCCGAAUUGAUCGAGCUCAACUCGACAAAUGACUCCCUUCUCCCCGAGUUGGAGAAUGCAGAGUCGAUGAUUGAAGACCUUAAGCUUCAGCUGGACGAUGCUCUUGGAGCGCAGGAUCUGGUGGAGCAACUCACAGAACGCAACCUUCAGCUGAGCGACCUUGUCAAGAAGCUUCGAGACGAGAUCGAAGAGCACGAAACCAUCGCCGAGAUCAACAACGAACUCGAAGAGCAGCACACGAUCAACGAAAAGGAACUCCGUGAAGAAGUCGACCUUUGCGAAUCACGCAUUCGUGAUCUGCAAGCGCGCAACGAGGGACUCGAAAACAACGCGGUCGAUUAUCAGAACACAUUUGCUCAAUUCCGCGAGCUGGUCUCGAACCUGCAGAACGAGCUGGAAGCAGCUAAAGCCGAACAAGCCCAGUAUGGGGGAGAAGGCGGACCAGGACGCCAAGAUCUGGCGGAUCAAGCGAUGCUCAAUCUCAACCUGAAGCUUCAGUCAAGUGCGCUGAAGAGUCAGGCUAAGACGAUCGAUUUGGAGCUUGGACGCCUGCAGGCUUCGCAGGCCACUUCGCACUUGGAGAUGGCACGUUCAUACUUGCCGAGUGCUUACUUUGCGACGGAUGCGGAUGCGGUUCAUUGCUUGCUGUUCUUCCGUCGUAUGGCGGUGAAAUCGGAGUUGAUCAAGUCGAUUGUGGAGACCAACCAUGAUAUCCAGGAGAGUUUGUCGGGGGUGGUGCCAGAGACCAUGGUCAGUGUUUGUCAGAUGCGUCAUUCGAUUGCUCACUUUAGUGCGCUUUCGAGACAGAUUGCUGCGGUGUUGAAAUUGGCGCCGACGGAGGUGUUUUUGCGUGGAGGAAGAAUGUACAAGGAGAACAUGGCGAUUGAGCGCAAGAUUGAUUCGUUUAUUGUCGCGCUAAGACGGGAGGAGCUGAAGGAGUUGGAAGCUGGUUUGGAGUUCGGUCGCUUUGUGAAGCAGUUUGAAGACUUUACGAUGGCUUUGGGUGGGGAUGAGAAUGAUAGUGAUCUGGCGGCGAAGGAGGUGGGAUCUGCGAAUCUUAUUGACCACGAUCUCGAUACACUCAUCGCAGCACUUGGAUAUGCUAAACAGCAGCUGGCUCAGCUGUACGCCGAUGACGACGUCGAGUGGGAGAUGGGCGGGAAGAAUAUCGAAGAUGACCUCUUCGACCCGCUGCAAGAACUCAUCAAUCGCAUUCGCAACACCAAGGUGCUUACUCGCAAAGUGCUACGCAGACUACUCAGUCUCGCUGAGAAUGACGAAGCAGUGCGAAUGGAAGCUAUCAUGCAUCUCCCGCCGCUCGGCAGACUUACUUCGCAACUAGUCACAUUCGCCACCCAACUCUGCAAGUCAGUUUCAACCUACGUCAGCGAAGUGCGCACUUCCAAAACUACGCUGGAGAUCAACAAAGUCAUCGACAUAGUCUCUGAAGCGACUGAAGAAGGACUCGGUAAAGCCGACGUCAAUCUGUGGUCGGGUCCCCUCUCCUGCACCUCUCAUCUCUCGACCACCAUCCAGACCGUGCUCAGCGCCAUCGUGGAGCAAGGAAAUGUCAUCCGAAUCGACGGUCCCGGACCAUGGCUCGCACGUUCAGAAGAGAUCAAAACCCAAAGCGCCCAAAACCCUGAACUUGAACGACAAGUCGCUAAACUCAGCGAAGACGCCCGUGAUCUCCUCCGCCAGGUCAAAGCUCGCGAUCAAGCGCUGCAAGAAAGCUCGAUUAAGAUUGAGCGUUUACAAAAGCAACUCGAAAAGUCGAAAGCGCAGGUUGAUCAGCAUUCUGAUAUUCGUAUGACGCUAGCAGAGACGCAAAAGCAAGCGAAAGCAUAUCAAGAGGCGAAUGACGCUUUGCAGACUGAGAUCGAGGCUUUGCAGAAGGAGAACGAUUUGUUGAAGGCAAAGGUUGUUGCUGUUCCGGCCGAGGGUGGGGAGAUGAUGGGUGAUGUGGAGAAAAGAGUGGUUGGUGUUGGUGGGAAAGGAGUACAGGAUGGAGGAGUGGAUGUUGGGGCAGGGUAUAGCAGUCUGGAGACAAGCUAUUUGGUGGAUCAGCUGGAAGCGUUGAAAGGAGCACUGAAGCAUCUUAGGAAUGAGAAUGCUGUGUUGAAGGGUAACACCUUGUUGCAGAGCAUUGAAGCGUUACCUUGUCUCACACGCCGAAAACGCGCAACAGUGGCGGAGAAGGAGGUGAGUGGGAAGAGCGGUGAUGAAAGCGAUACAAAGAAGAUUGGCGAGCCUGUCAAGCGUGCUUCUCUUCGCACCAGUACUACUACUGCUGCUGCCGUUGGUGGAGGCGGGAUGAGGAGCGAAGCGAAGAAGAUCUACACAAACGCACUAACGACGCUGGCCAUGUCAAGUGUGGUUGAUUUGAUGCCGGUCAGUAAAGCGGAGAAAGGUGGACAGGGUGAAGAGAAGGAGGAUGGGGUGAAGAGGGGAAUUGGAAGACCUUGGAUACCCUACCAUAAACAACCGGAGGUUCAGUUACACUUGCAGACGCAGACAAGGGUGAAGCUUUUAAGACAAUUGUCGGCUUUGUCGGAUCGGUUGGGGUCUGUAGCACCUGGGAUAGGAUUGCGGAGUGUCAAGGCAUGA